Molecule: messenger RNA, 3501 nt
Organism: Auxenochlorella protothecoides
Lineage: Eukaryota; Viridiplantae; Chlorophyta; Trebouxiophyceae; Chlorellales; Chlorellaceae
Product: Putative mediator of RNA polymerase II transcription subunit 14
Exons: 11
Coding region: 1-3501 (1166 amino acids)
Biological process (GO): regulation of transcription by RNA polymerase II
Cellular component (GO): core mediator complex; mediator complex
Molecular function (GO): transcription coregulator activity
Source: RefSeq, a predicted model, not a curated record
AUGGGGGACACCAUCACCUCCCUCAGUCUGGUGGAGCUGCGCGCCUUGCUCCUCGAAGCGGUGCGCCAGGCACACGAUGGACUCCACGCGGUGGCUGGAGCACUGCCAGGAUUGGAGGACAGCGAGAGGAAGCGCGCCCUCAUGUCCCAGCUGCAUGCCUCCCGCCAGCAGCUCCAGCGCCUGGGGGUGGUGGUGGCCUGGUCCGCCAAGGCCCGGGCGGUGGCCGAGUGCCGCAGAGUCAUGCAGGCGGCUGCUGUGCACGCUGCGGCGCUGCAGGACGCGGCAGACCAGCUGGCCUACCUGCACUCCGAGCUCACGGCCACCGCAGCCCCCGCCUACGACAUCGCCACGGCCGUGCAGGUCACUGAACAGGGGUCGUACAACCUGCUGCCCAGCAGCAUCGAGGAGCACGCCGGGGUCAGUCCAGCCAGGCCCCCACGCUCCACCGUGCGCGCGGCCCUGGCGCAGCUGGACUUCCUCAUCCGCGCCAAGCUCCUCCAGAACCCGCGGCCCGAGGGCAUGGCGGUGCGCUCCAUCUCCGCAGGCGUGCUCACCCUGGGCGGCGCCGGCGGGCUGUAUACGGCGCGCCUGACCCUGGUCCCCGCCCCCGAGGAGCGGGUCGCCCAGGUGCCGCAGGCGUGGGCCCGGGCCGAGGGCGAUGGCGCGCCGGCGGUCGGCGGGCCCGCGUCGUCUGCGGCCUCCGCGCCGGCGACGGCCAAGGUGAAGCACCCCGCCGCCGGCUGGCGCUGGCGCCUGCUGUCGCUGGACCUGCUGCCCGAGUACCGGGGUCGCGAGGGCCUGGCCCCACCCCAGCUCCUGGCCUGGCUCCAGUCUGUGCUGGAGCAGCGCAUGUGGGCCGCCGCCGACGUGGCGACGCUGCGUGGCGCCGGCCUGGGGGACCUGGUGGCGGUCGGCGACCCGGGGGCCGCCGGCGACGCACGGCCCACCAGCAGCGAGCGGUCUGCGCCGACGUCCGACGCGCCCGGCGCGAGCUCCCUGCCCGCACGCUCCACGCUUUGCCUGGGGGCCGCCGGGCUGGGGGACGAGAGCUCCGGGCACGAGAAGUGCGGGGCGGGGUCGGGCCCCGCACCCUCGCCGUCCCCUGGGCCCGACGCCCUGCGGCUGAUGCACGAGGCGCUGACCCGCGGCGCCGCGCGGGCGGCGCUGGCCUCCAUCGUCGUCCCGGACGCGCGGCGGCUGGAGGGCGCGGAGGGCUGGGCGGGCCGCCUGCGCCUGGAGCGGGCGCGGGAGGGCACGGGCAUCAGGCUGAGGUACUGGCUGGACCACCCCCCCGUGACGCUGCACGAGCUGGAGGCUCUGCAGGGCCGCAGCAGCAACGGCUCCGGCGCCGCGCUGCCAGCCACAUCGCAUGCUCUGGCGGCACCCGACGCCAGCGCCGCGGCGCAUGCUCCCCCCGAGGCACCCGCUCAGGCCCCCAGCAUCGAGGUGGCGCUGGGCGCCGACGCAGAGUCGCUGGCCGUGCAGCUGCCCGAGGCCGGGCUGCUGCAGCGCGUGCUGGCGGCGCGGGCGGCCAUGCAGCUGGCGGCCUUAGAAGGGCACCUGAGUGCCGCGCCGCUCGGCGCAUGCAUGCGCUGCCGCCUGGUCGUGGCGGAGAAGGAAGCGGUGGAGCCGUGGUCGGCGGCGCAUGAAGACGUGCCCAUCACGAUCGCCACCGACCCCCAGCCGGCCCGCCUGCCGCGGCUGGAGGUCUGGGCCGGCGGGUGCCAUGAUGCAGGCGAUACAGACGGCGAGGCCUCGCCAGCCUCCCGGCCCGCGCUGACCCUGGGCGUGGACCGCCAGACGGGGCAGUACGAGCUCCUCCAGGUCGGGGAGGAGGCACGGGGUGGUGACGCGGCUGGGGUCACGAGGCCGGAGGCGGCGACGACAGUGGCACCUCCGAGCGGCGCCGGCGCGGCGGCUGGAUCCUCGCGCGCCGGGGUCGCGACGGCGAGCCCCGAGCCCUCCCCGCUCCGCCGCGAGCUGUCGGGCGCGCUGGCCGCGGCGGCGCGGGAGGCCCUGGCCUCGCCCCUGCCCGUCGGCCGCUCCCGCGCCACGCAGGCCGUGGCCCUGGCCGCCGCCGUGGCCGAGGCGCGGCUGUACGAGGCCACGGCGCGCGGACUGGCGCUGCGCCAGCUCGGCGCGCCGCCCCUGCCGGGCGCGCUGUGGCUGGGCGACGCGGGGGCGGGCAGGGGUCCCCUCGACGGGUGCGUGCCGGCGGAGCCGGCAAACGGUGCGGCGCCCACCCGCAAGCGCGGCCGCGGGUGGCCCGAGGGGGCGGUGGAGCCGACUGGCGCGCCAGGUGCGGAAGCACCUGUGAUGGCCAAAGCCCUGUCCCCCGGGCCCCCGCAGCGGCGGCUGACGCUGGUCCAGGCCCUCCGCUGGGCCCGGCGCGAGGGGCUUUGGCGCCAGCUCGGGCACCAGCUGGAUGCGCAGGGCCUGGCCGCGAGCGAGGAGUGGCGGUGGGUGGGCGCGCCGGAGUCGGGUGGUCCGUCGCCCAUGGGCGGCGCAGCUCACGCGAAGCCAGGGGCUGCGGGCCUCGCCGCGCGCGAGUUCCUGGGCGGCUCGGCGUCGGAGCCUGCGCCGUGCGGCGCGUACGCGCGCUUCUGGCUGCACGGCGACCGGGGGGAGUGGAGGGGGGAGCUGGACUCGCGCUACUUUGCCUCCCGGGCCGCGCGGCUGCGUGACGCGGGCGUCGAGCUGCAGGAUGGCUGCGACGGGAAGGCCCCGGCGGUCGAGGUCGUGCGCUGCGGGCGCCGCGGGCUGGAGCUGGCGGGCAGCUUCCAGCGAGGCCAGAGCGUGCUGCGAGGCGUGGCCGCCCUGCUUUCCAGCCUGCGCCUGCACCUCUGCCUGGCGCGCUGCAUGGCCCGCUGCCGGGCCGCGCCGGAGGUCGAGCAUGAGAAUGGUGAGGUUGCGGGGGAGGAGGGUGCCGCGCACGCAAAUGGUGGCGCGGAGGCCAAACGGACCGUGAGUGCCUGCACGUGGCGGCUGCCCGGCAGCUGCCGGUGCCGCCUGGCCAGCGCGGGCCUCCUGUCCGCCACCUUCGUGGUGGAGGGGCGGGGGCCCUCAGCGCACGGCCCCCUGCUCACCGCCGAGGUGUCGUGGGAGACCCUGGGCGCGGGGCGAGGCACGGGAGGGGGCGCGGGACCGGGCGUGAGUGAGCUCGGGACCCCCCGCGCCAGCGGCGGCUCGCCGGAGUGCCGCGUGCUGUGCCGCCCCGAGGUCCCGGCCGCGCUGGCCGCCAGGCUGGCGGCGCUGCUGGAAGCGGGGCCGGCCGGCGCGCCAGCCCCGGAGACCGCCGCCAGCGUGGCGGACGCGGACGUGCAGCCGAGCUUGGACUCCUCCUCCAAGCCUGCCGCUGCGGUGGCAUCGGCGCCCGGCACCGCGGAAGGAGACGCGGCUGGGAGGGACCCGCCGCCCCGCACCUGCACUCUGUGGAUCCCGGAAGCAGCUGUCGAACAGGCGGCGACCACCGUCCUCCAGGCGGUCGGUGGGGCCUGGUGA